Gastrolobium bilobum is the source of this 1962-nucleotide messenger RNA. RefSeq lists its product as uncharacterized. Gene Ontology annotation, molecular function: catalytic activity. The record is from RefSeq and is a predicted model, not a curated record. NCBI's taxonomy places the organism in Eukaryota, Viridiplantae, Streptophyta, Magnoliopsida, Fabales, Fabaceae. Bases 1 to 1962 code for a protein of 653 amino acids. The transcript has 4 exons.
AUGAAAGCUCUCUCAGGGAAGGUGGUUUACAUGAAGAGGAGAGACCAUUGUUCGAUUAAUCCUGUGAACAUUAAGUCUGUGGAGGAGAAUACAAGUGAGGGUACGCAUAGUGAGCACCCUGCACAGUGCCAUGGUGAAGGGGUUUCUACAGGUGAAGUGGAAAAGAGCCAGGAGGUAGAUGGGUUUGGUACCUGGAUGACGAUACAGAAGAGGAAUAAUAAGAGGCCAGCUACACCAAACAAAGCUAAGGAGCAUAGCUUGGGUAAAGGAAAAGCUGGAAGUGAGCAGAAUGGGCAGGGACAGAAGUCUAAGGUUUCGGGUUCCAGAUUUGAAUCCCUUGGAGAUGAGGAGGAGAAGGAGACCCUUCAGCCUAGAAGGAGUGGAAAUGUCUCAGCUGAGGCUAGUCAAUUAAAAAGGAUUCCAGAGAACAGAAAGAAUAAAGCCACUGCUGAUAGAACUAAUCCAAAACAGGUACAUGUAGUCACUGAAAAGACCCCAAAGAAACAGAUGAUCCAGCCAUCUAUGUCACUAGACUCUGCCAUGGUGCACGCUCAAAGGAGCUCAGGUAGGGAGGCUAUCCUGAAUAAAAUUCAAGUUCUUGCUUUGCUUGGGACUAGAAUCAGUGGGAAGAGAGCUGAUAAUAUUACUAGGAGAUUGGGUUUUGAUAGCUGUUUCAGGAGAGAAGCAGUUGGUUUUUCAGGGGGCAUCUGGCUUCUUUGGAAUAAAAGUGCUACUUGUGUUAGCAUUUUAGAGGAUAACCAUCAAUUUGUUCACACCAAGUUGAGUUGGCCAGGUGUUGGGCAGGAGGAACACUUCACCUUUAUUUAUGGUAGCUCCAGGAGGAUGGAAAGAAAGGAGCUAUGGGAUAGUUUGAGGAGAAUCAGCAAUGGGGGAGUGAAUAGAUGGGCUGUCAUGGGGGAUUUUAACGUGUUACUGGAAGAAGGGGAGAAGCAGGGAGGAUCAGGGUUGUGUUGGGAGAGUACUGAUGAAUUUGCCUCUUGCCUGAGUGACUGUAAUCUUUUUGAUUUGGGCUUUGCUGGCCCUAAAUAUACUUGGAAAAGGGGCUGUCUCCAAGAAAGAAUUGACAGAUUAGUGGUUAAUGAAGCUUGGCAUCUGGGGUUUCCUAACAGGUCCAUCACUCACCUUUUGUUUAAUGGGUCGGAUCAUAGGCCCAUUAUCCAUAAGGAUACCUCCUCUGUUGAUCAAAACAAGGAUCUAAAACCUUUUCGUUUUCUGGCUGCAUGGCUGACUAAUGAUAGCUUUGGAGAUGUGGUGAAGGGGUGUUGGCAGCAUAAUUCUGAGUGGAUACCAGCAAAAUCUAAGUUCCAUCAGGAUGCAACAACUUGGCACCAUAAUAGCUUCAGGGGAAGGCAGAAUAAGAAAUAUCAAAUCCAACGAAGACUGAGGGGAAUUGAGCUCCAUCUUAGCAGGGGCCCUGAUGAGGCUCUGGAGAGAUUACACAAAGACUUAUGCAAUUGGUUGGCUUUCGGAGAUAGGAACUCAAGGUUCUUCCACUCAGCUACCAUUGCCCGAACAAGAAGAAAUAAAGUAACAACAUUGAGAAAUGAUGAAGGAGUCUGGGUGGAGGAGCCAGAGGAGCUCAAGCUUUUGGCUAUGAAUUACUUCAAGAAUCUGUAUGUGGAGGAGGUUCAUAACUUACCCAAACUUUGUAUUGGAGGCUUAUUCCCUCCCUUAGAUUAUAACACUUGGAGAAAUUUCGAAGCUGCCCCAACUUCAGCUGAAAUCAGAAGCACCAUUUUUGGGAUGCACCCUUUUAAAGCCCCUGGAGUAGAUGGGCUACAUGCUGUAUUCUUUCAGUCCCAAUGGGAUAUUAUGGGAAACUCAGUCUGCAACACCAUUAAAGAUAUCUUUAAGGACCCGAAGAGAGUUGCUGGAAUUAACCAAACCUUAAUUUGUCUGAUUCCCAAAGUAGAGAACCCUGAAGCUAUAAGUCAAUUCUGA